CUUCUCUUCUUCUCCUUUUCAUUCUCAUUACCAUUCUUUUUCUUCAUUCAUCUUGAUUAUUAAGAAAGUUUUGAACUUGCUGCAUUUUGAACUCAAAAAUUUAAACUUGCUGCAUCUUGGUGUUGAAGAUUGUUAAUUAGAUCUGGAUCAAAUGGAGCUAAAGGCGAAUCAUACUCUCCUUGCUGAUACUGCAACCUUAACAAGGACAAGAUCAAGGCUUGGCACAGGCUCACCUUCGAGUUUGUCAUGCUCUCCUACAGCCACUUCAACUUUUCUGCACGGUCCUUCGCUAACAAUUCCAAGGAAGAAGAUUGGAAUUCUUGAUGAUGUUCGUUCUAACGGUUGGCUUGAUGCAAUGAGAUCGUCUUCUCCUACUCGCAAGAAAAUACCUAUGGAUGUUGGUCAUGGUGUUGCGUCUUCUGAAGCUGAUGCUGCUUAUUUAACCUGGCUGCUAGAGUUUCCGUCAGCACUUUCAUCUUUCGAGCAAAUUACUAACUGUGCAAAAGGCAAGAAAAUAGCAUUGUUUCUGGAUUAUGACGGGACUCUUUCACCAAUUGUUGACAAUCCUGACCGUGCUUUCAUGUCCGACGACAUGCGUGCUGCUGUUAAAAAUGUGGCUGAAUAUUUUCCGACUGCAAUAAUUAGUGGAAGAAGUCGUGAAAAGGUACAUGAAUUUGUCGGAAUAACGGAUCUUUAUUAUGCUGGUAGUCAUGGAAUGGACAUAAUUGGUCCUCUUAGACAAUCUGUAUCUGAUAAUCACCCUAACUGUAUUAGGUCUACUGAUAAGAAGGGCAAGGAAGUUAAUUUAUUCCAACCUGCUGCUGAAUUCCUUCCUAUGAUUGACGAGGUCCGUAGGUUGUUCAUUGAGUGUACAAAAGACAUCAAAGGAGCAAAAGUUGAGAACAAUAAGUUUUGUGUCUCUGUACAUUAUCGUAACGUAGACGAGGAGAAUUGGGAUAUGGUGGCACAACGCGUUUAUGAUAUUAUGAAAGACUAUCCACAUUUGCGAUUAACUCACGGUCGGAAGGUUUUAGAGGUCCGACCAGUGAUUGACUGGGACAAGGGAAAAGCUGUUACAUUUUUGCUCGAGUCACUUGGACUUAACGAUGACGAUGAUGUGCUAGCUAUAUAUAUUGGUGACGAUCGAACUGAUGAAGACGCAUUUAAGGUUUUGAGUGAGGUUAAUAAAGGUUUUGGAAUCUUAGUUUCUUCGGCUCCUAAAGAAAGCAACGCGGUUUACUCUCUUACUGAUCCCUCAGAGGUCAUGGAAUUUCUCAAGUCACUAGUGGUGUGGAAAUCAAGCUCUAUAGUAUAAUGUAUAGAGGAGAAUAUACUCUACUAUACUAUACUAUAUAUUAAAGAUAGAUUCUGAUUUUGGUUGAGAACAUUUCAAGGGUUUCUUGGAGAAGAAUUAAGCUUUCAAGACCUCUCAAGAUAGGAAUAACAUUUGUCAUUACUCAGUUUUUUUGCUCAAAAGCUCUUGUGGAAGCUGUAAAUUAAUAUGGCUUAUUAUAAUAGUAAGAUUAUUCAAAAUCUGUUUAGGGGUUUAUUUUUGUCCCUAACAAAAAUAUUAUUAUUUAAUUCAUAUUCUUUAGUGCUUCUAAGUAGUAAAUAGAGGGUUACAUAUGAAAUUGUUCCCUUUUUUUUUUUUUUAUUCCUUUCAAUUUAAGGGAGAAUUCCCAUUUGUUAAUCUUUUUAUAUGUACUUUGGAAUUGGAUGUCAUUAAUAUAUAUUACCUAUUUUAGUUUA
Molecule: messenger RNA, 1749 nt
Organism: Trifolium pratense (red clover)
Lineage: Eukaryota; Viridiplantae; Streptophyta; Magnoliopsida; Fabales; Fabaceae
Product: probable trehalose-phosphate phosphatase F
Exons: 12
Coding region: 152-1315 (387 amino acids)
Biological process (GO): trehalose biosynthetic process
Molecular function (GO): trehalose-phosphatase activity
Source: RefSeq, a predicted model, not a curated record